CAGAAGAAGGCGCGCCUUUCUGCACACAAAUUCAGAGCACACUCAGGGCCCUUCACCCAAGACGAGGCAUUUCAUUUGCCCCUCACUCACUCAAUUGUCCAGUGUCGACUUGAACAAGGGUAUAAGGUGAGCCUAGUCUCCAUUCUUGCCCCGCUGAAAAUUCACUCUCAACUUCCUUAGCAUUGAGGGACUUGGGCGUCCACAGGCCUCACGACUGAUUACCAUGGAAGAGGAGACCAACAUGGCAACUUGGAAUGGUUUGCCUGUUGAGCUCAAGGGCCUCAUUCUCGAGCACCUCGCCUACGGAGCCGUCGCUGAGAGACGCUCAAGAACAUCAAAGUCAAAGAGCAAGCGUCAUGACAUGGGCAGCUACGCCGUCGUCUGUCAACAGUGGCAGAGAUUCAUAGAAAAGAUCAACUUCAACACUCUCGAGAUCAACUCAGCCAAGGAUCUCUCCCGCUUCGACGAGAUUCUCCAGGACCCCAUCCGUCGCUCUUACCUGCGCCGCAUUUCACUUCGCAUUGAGCUGCCUCGCUAUAACAGCAAGCUGGCCAAGGUUCCCGAGACAGACACUGAGCAAAACGAAAAUGAGAUUGCAUUCACUCGGGGAAUCUGGAACCUUUUCGACAUUCUCAGUAAAUGGACACCUUCGGGCCAGAGUGUUGAGUUGGAGCUCAGCGCCGCUUCGCCCAGCGAUAAGAACAAGCUGUUUGGUGAGCUGGGCUUGGAUCAGGACGGCAACUCGCGCUUCUUCGAUCACGACCUUGAUUUCUGCUUCAUCACUGCCAACUGUGAGCAGGUCGGAAGACACGGUCUCCCCGAGGUCUCGAUCAUCAACAGCUGCCAGAUUCUUCGCCGCAACCAUCGCAAUAUCUCAUCUCGAGCCUUGCUCAGCAUCAUCUCGAGUCUGCCUGAGCUCGAGGAAGUCCGAUUCGAGCCCUGGCAUCAAGUCGACUUGGAAGCACAGCUCGAAGUCGAUUCUGAUUAUGCCCGUACUUUCCCUUUCUGGCCUUCCCACAUUAAGCGCAUCAGCAUCUUUGAGCAUUUCGAUGCUUUCAACGAUGGCCCGGAAGCCGAAUGGGAGGAUGCCGAGUCUGUCGACGACAAUGACGCGGACCCAAUCGGCGGUGACAUCGCUCUUCCCGUACCUCCCGAAGGUGCAGAAGAAGCAGGCGACGUUGCUCGAACCUCGUGCCCCAGCCUUGGUCACAACUUGGGCUUCCUCAGCUUGCAAGCCGAGGAGAUGGCCGUAUCGAAUGUCUCUGACGCAACUGCCUUCUUUCAAGGCCUCCUCGCACGCAAGCCCGUCUGGAACAACCUCCGCCGACUUGCGCUUACCUCCCAUACGAUGAUUGACGGUAUCGACCACGAAACCGUUAAUGGCAUCCUUCGUUCGAUCGCCAGCGCCGCGAAACACAUGCCAGCACUGCAGGUGCUGGAGAUCUACAAGACCGACCAAUUUGGAGGUGCCGUCUUCCGCUACUCCGUCGAGAUAUUGUCGACAACGGCAUCGUGGGAGAGCACCUGGGACUUCCAUAUUGGAGCCGAUGUGAAGGCUGCGUGGGCCGAAGUCGCUAAGAAGAACACUCCUCACAACAUUACCUUCCUUCCCGAGAUCCGCCAGAGCGACUACCGGGGCCCAUAUGUAUUCUUGGACGAGAACCUGAAGACGAAGGAUCUCAUCAUCCACCCGGCAUCGUUGGAAGAUAUGCUGUCCAAGAAGUUGGAUAAGUGCUUGGCCUGCAAUGGAUACUGCGCCGACCCCAAGAGCGAAGAACAGAUGUGGGGUUCUUCGGGACUCAACAAUGCUUAAGCUACUAAGAAAGAUCGAUGUAUACACACGAGAACAUGCCUAGAUACCCUGUAGAGUACGAAUAUUGGACGGCUGCGAAGAUGGAUAACGGAAAAGUUGGCGUAAGGGGAAAGCAAACAUCAUCAAACAUUGGUUGUUUAGUACAGUAGAUACUUCUAUCAGUCAUAGCGGAAACACUGCUGGCAGACUGAGUCACCAUAGUCCAUCAUAUCUCCUAGUUACCGGUAUCCACCAGUGACGAAUGUUAUUCAGCUGAGGUACCUCAGGUGGUUCGCCGAUGAUUCAUCUCGCCAGCGCCACUGCAGAAGCCCAGACCACCAAGCGCUGAGCGUGGCUCAUGUUGUUGCGAU
Messenger RNA from Colletotrichum acutatum, 2163 nucleotides. RefSeq lists its product as uncharacterized. The transcript has 3 exons. NCBI's taxonomy places the organism in Eukaryota, Fungi, Ascomycota, Sordariomycetes, Glomerellales, Glomerellaceae. The record is from RefSeq and is a predicted model, not a curated record. Bases 224 to 1813 code for a protein of 529 amino acids.